Messenger RNA from Salvelinus namaycush (lake trout), 901 nucleotides. RefSeq names its product myozenin-2-like. Gene Ontology annotation, molecular function: FATZ binding; actin binding; telethonin binding. NCBI's taxonomy places the organism in Eukaryota, Metazoa, Chordata, Actinopteri, Salmoniformes, Salmonidae. Bases 1 to 807 code for a protein of 268 amino acids. Gene Ontology annotation, cellular component: Z disc; actin cytoskeleton. The record is from RefSeq and is a predicted model, not a curated record. The transcript is spliced from 5 exons.
AUGUCACAGUUCUCUACCAUGACGACCAACGAGAGGAAGAUACAAGCUGCAGCCAUCUGUAGGGAGAUACAGGGUCCUGAAGAUGCAGAGAUGGACCUGGGGAAGAAGAUGAGUGUCCCUAAGGAUGUGAUGCUGGAGGAGCUGUCUCUGGCCUCCAACAGGGGCUCCCUCCUCUUCGAAAAGCGCAAGAGGCGCUCUGAAAAAUACACCUUCGAGAGCAUCCAGAAUGUAGCCAACACACAGAUCAAUGUAAGCAACACAAACCCCUUGAAUAGUCAAGAAACCACAGAAAGCAACAGCUUGGGAGUGGAACAGUCUAGAACACCCCCGAACACGCCUGAUCCGAGCAACACCCCCAACCCAGACAACAUUGCACCAGGUUAUGGUGGACCUCUAAAACAAAUGGAACCAGAGAAGUUCAACAGCACAUGCCUCCCCAAGUCCUACCACUCCCCCUGGGACCAGGCCAUCUACCACAGCGACCCCUCCCUGGCCGAUAGCCUUGUCAACCACCUGCCAGAGCCAGAGGCCAAGCCUGAAGGACCAGGGUACAAGAGCUUCAACAGAGUGGCUACCCCGUUUGGCGGCUUCGGCGGCAAGUCUACCAUACCGGCCCCGUUGUUCAAGGCCCCCGAUGUGGAACACAACCCCAUGUCGGAGCUGUACCCAGAGCUCCAGGGGGAGCCUGCGGUGCAGAGGCCCACAUUCAACAGGGUGCCCUGCGGCUGGGCGGGGGCCAACGCUCCCCUCAUCCUCCCCAAAAUGCACCUGGAUCCCAUGUUUAUCCCAGAGUCCGAUGACCUUUGAACUUCUGGCGGUUGCUCAGUCUUCUGAGAUGCUGCCUGGUUUGCUACCCAAAAGUCCUUCCGCUAGGUUAGGGUCAGAAUAGGGUCAGAAUGAG